AUGGGAUUGUCACCGGAAGAAGAACAUCCUGUUAAGGCCUUUGGCUGGGCAGCAAGAGACUCUUCUGGUCAUCUCUCUCCUUUCAACUUCUCAAGAAGUUAUGUCGUUCGAUUUCCUGAUAAUAUAUUACUUCAUACUGCUCCACCUUUACUAUGUGCUGGAAUUACAGUAUACAGUCCAUUGAAAUACUUCAGACUUGCAGAAUCAGAAAAGCAUGUUGGUAUUGUAGGCCUCGGUGGCUUAGGUCAUUUAGCUGUUAAAUUUGCCAAAGUAAUGGGGGCCAAAGUUACUGUCAUCAGUAGCUCACUUAGUAAGAAAAUUGAUGCCUUGGAACGUUUAGGUGCUGAUUCUUUUUUGCAUAGUAGUGACCACGACGAAAUGCAGGUAUGCGCAGGCUACGAUGUUAGAUAUGUGGUUGACGUUUCUGUUUCUCAUCCUAUCACACCAUUAAUUGACCUACUCAAGUCUCAUGGACAACUUGUCUUAGUGGGUCCAGACAACUCACUAGAAUUACCAACCUUACCUUUGACGAAAGGAAGAAAAACUGUAGCUGGUAGUGCAUACGGAGCAACAUAUGAGAUUCAAGAAAUGAUUGAUUUUGCAGCAAAACACAAUAUAAAUGCAGAUGUUGAGGUUAUUUCAGUAGAUUAUCUUAACCAGGCUACAGAACGACUCGCUAAAGCUGAUGUUAGAUAUCGAUUUGUGGUUGACGUUGGCAAUACCUUGUCUUCUAUAAAUUCCACAUUUAACUAA
This is a messenger RNA of Carica papaya (papaya), 753 nucleotides long. The record is from RefSeq and is a predicted model, not a curated record. NCBI's taxonomy places the organism in Eukaryota, Viridiplantae, Streptophyta, Magnoliopsida, Brassicales, Caricaceae.